Molecule: messenger RNA, 1372 nt
Organism: Durio zibethinus
Lineage: Eukaryota; Viridiplantae; Streptophyta; Magnoliopsida; Malvales; Malvaceae
Product: peroxidase P7-like
Biological process (GO): response to oxidative stress; hydrogen peroxide catabolic process
Molecular function (GO): heme binding; peroxidase activity
Source: RefSeq, a predicted model, not a curated record
AUAGUGUUUUUGAGAAAAUCUCUAUAUAAAGUAAUGGUUUGCCACAGUUUGUUUCCAAGCCAUAACACAUUCAAAUUCUAUACUGUUCUAUUUCUAAAUUUCUAAUACUAAUAUGGCUUCUGCUUCUUCGUUUCCGAAGUUUUCUCUCACUUUGCUUCUCCUUCUGCUUGUCUUGGGAAGCACCAAUGCUCAACUUUCAACAAAUUUUUACUCCAAAUCAUGCCCAAACUUGUUUUCCGCUGUGAAAUCCACUGUUCACUCUGCUAUAAUGGAAGAGCUCCGGAUGGGUGCCUCUCUGCUUCGAUUGUUCUUCCAUGACUGCUUUGUUAAUGGAUGUGAUGGAUCAUUGCUACUCGACGACACAUCUUCCUUCACAGGAGAAAAAAAUGCAGCCCCAAAUCGUAACUCUGCUCGCGGAUUCAAUGUGGUUGACAACAUCAAGUCUGCAGUCGAGAAAGUUUGCCCUGGUGUAGUUUCAUGUGCUGAUAUCCUGGCUAUUGCUGCUAGAGACUCUGUUAAAAUUCUGGGAGGCCCCUACUGGGAUGUGAAACUUGGAAGGAGAGAUGCCAGGACUGCAAGCCAGGCAGCUGCCAAUAACAGCAUUCCUCCCCCAACUUCUAACCUGAACCGACUCAUCUCCAGGUUCAAUGCUCUUGGACUUUCCACCAGGGACUUGGUUGCUUUAUCUGGGUCACAUACAAUUGGACAAACAAGGUGCACAUCAUUCAGGGCCCGCAUAUACAAUGAGAGCAACAUUGACAGCUCCUUUGCUCAAACAAGCCAGAAAAACUGCCCAAGAACAUCUGGCUCAGGGGACAACAAUUUGGCACCACUUGAUAUCCAGACUCCAACAUUUUUUGACAACAACUACUUCAAGAACCUAAUAAACAGGAGAGGACUCCUCCACUCUGAUCAAGAGCUGUUCAAUGGUGGCUCCACGGAUUCCAUUGUUCGAGGUUACAGCAACAACCCAAGUUCCUUCAGUUCUGAUUUUGCUACUGCCAUGAUCAAGAUGGGAGACAUUAGUCCCCUCACUGGAUCAAGGGGAGAGAUCAGGAAGAACUGCAGGAGGGUGAAUUAAUUGAUGAGUUGAUGGAUGCUUUGUCUUUGGAAUAAAAACAAAUAGUGAUGGAAAUUUUGCUUCUCAAGUGGUUGUAUCAAUUUACAUUAUUCAUUAGGCUUGUGUGCGUUCUUUUAUGUUUUCCAAAUUGUUCAAUGGCUUAGGUCCUGCUGCUGAGACUGUGAUCAAAAAGUGACCUUGGUUAGAAUAAAAAGUAUUUGAGUAUUAAUAUAAAGAAAAUUUCUCUUUUGCGUUAGGCCAUUAUUAUUUUUUCUCCUUUUAAUUUUUGAAUGCUGGUGAGAUCAUUGUGAG